Messenger RNA from Aedes aegypti (yellow fever mosquito), 3012 nucleotides. RefSeq names its product potential E3 ubiquitin-protein ligase ariadne-2 (gene ari-2). The transcript is spliced from 5 exons. Gene Ontology annotation, biological process: protein polyubiquitination; positive regulation of proteasomal ubiquitin-dependent protein catabolic process; ubiquitin-dependent protein catabolic process. The coding region runs from base 699 to 2285 and encodes 528 amino acids. Lineage: Eukaryota; Metazoa; Arthropoda; Insecta; Diptera; Culicidae. Gene Ontology annotation, molecular function: ubiquitin protein ligase activity; zinc ion binding; ubiquitin conjugating enzyme binding. The record is from RefSeq and is a predicted model, not a curated record. Gene Ontology annotation, cellular component: ubiquitin ligase complex; cytoplasm.
UUCGUUCGUUCGUUUCAGUUUGAGUGCAGCUUUCAGCCUUGACGUUUCUACGAUUUUAUUUUGUGAACCGUGUGCUCGAGCGAGUGUAUGGGAAUACUUACCUACCUUCUUGAUUUUACUUCAAACUAGUUUAAUCGAAAAUAAGCUCUGGUCCUCGCGUAACAACUCGUGACGAUUAUCUGGAACGGGAUUUCUGUGUCGGGAACCGCGGGUCGCUAUUAUUAUUGGUGAAAAAGGUGAUCCCGUGGGCAUAUAUGCGAUAAGAGUUGUGUUCGACGGCAGAAUGCUUCCGGGUGCUUCCUGAUUUAUGUGGAUUUCAUUAUUCCCCCAUCGCAGUGGUAUCGAUAUCUUCCGUCGAGGCCCCACCAGAAGCAGCUUGAAGUCUGCUCACGUCGAGUGUGUUAAGGUGUAAACAAGCCAUCAGAGAGGUAGAAAGGAAAAGGUGCUGAAUUCAAGGUGAAAUAAAACUUUCCAGCUUCUAGCUAAUGCCCUGAAGAAAGUUUCUUGGAAGAAUAGAAUCAGCAAAGGUAGUGAUUGUGAUUGUGAUCCUCUGGAAGCGAAGUGCACAUAUUCCUCAAAUACUUGGAAUCCAUCCUAAUUCUUUGGGACCGUAAAAAGUGGUUCCGCAUCGGUGCUUUGCUGUGAAACUGAAACGACAACCAGGAAACGGUGGCAGUCUAACCUGAGAUUCGAGCAAGAUGGCAGAUCAGGAAUCGGACAUGGAAUACUCAUCCGAUAAUGACGAGUUUGAGGAUUACUACAAUUCAGGCCUAGAAGAUUGCGACAUCGAGCAGAUAGACCCGAAGCGAUCUGACCCGGAAUAUUUCGUGUACGAAUGUUUGAACGUCGAGGAGGUGGAAAAGCUGCUGAACGAAUCAGUAGAACGACUAAGCAAUCAACUUCAUAUCACACCCUCGCUGGCCAAGGUGCUACUCCACGAGACCAAAUGGAACACUGCCGAGGUUGUGGAAAAAUAUCGAAACAACGCAUCCAACCUACUUGUGAGUGCCCGUAUCAAAGCUGCCCCAUCGGUUAUGGCAUCGACUUCAUCUGCUACCGUCGUACCCCUAUUGGUUCCUAGCAGUAGUAGCAAUUCGAGUGCAGUGCUCCUUCCAGUGUGCAGUAUGAUUCCAGCCACCGGUCCCAUACCGGGCACUAGUGCGAAACCGACUAUUCAAACCAUGUCUUCAUCUGCAUAUCGAACCCACCUUUGUCCAGUUUGCGUUACCGUCCAAUCGAUGGAUAAAUUUCAUAGUCUAUCCUGCCAGCAUUCGUUCUGUCGGGACUGUUGGGCGAUGCACUUCGAAAUUCAAAUCAGCCAGGGCAUUUCCACGCAAAUUGGCUGCAUGGAGCAACGAUGCGACGUUCGGGUGCCAGAAGAUUUGGUAUUGAACCUACUUAACCGGCCUAUGUUGAGAGACAAGUACCAGCAGUUUGCCUUCGCCGACUACGUGAAAUCGCAUCCAGAGCUGCGAUUUUGUCCCGGACCAAAUUGUCAGAUAAUCAUUCGCAGUGCGGAUAUCAGCCCGAAGAAGGCUAUCUGCAAGAUUUGUAUGACCUCGUUCUGUUUCCGCUGCGGGACUGACUAUCACGCUCCAACCGAUUGCCAAAUCAUCCGCAAGUGGCUAACCAAAUGUGCCGACGAUAGUGAAACGGCCAACUACAUCAGUGCCCAUACGAAGGACUGUCCCAAGUGUCACAUUUGCAUCGAAAAGAACGGUGGCUGUAAUCAUAUGCAGUGCUUCAACUGUAAGCACGACUUUUGCUGGAUGUGCCUUGGAGAUUGGAAGGCCCAUGGAUCGGAAUAUUACGAAUGUUCGCGCUACAAGGAAAAUCCCAACAUUGCCCACGAAUCCGUACAUGCACAGGCCCGCGAAGCACUCAAAAAGUACCUUCAUUACUACGAACGAUGGGAAAACCAUUCGAAAUCGCUCCAACUCGAAGAACAGACACUGGACCGCAUGAAGACCCGCAUCAACGAGAAAGUCAUGAAGGGUCUCGGAACCUGGAUCGACUGGCAGUAUCUGUUCGAUGCGGCCGCUCUCCUGGCAAAAUGUCGAUACACGCUUCAAUAUACCUAUCCCUACGCGUACUUCAUGGAGGCAGGGUCCCGAAAGGAUCUCUUCGAGUACCAACAAGCUCAGCUGGAAGCGGAAAUCGAAAACCUUUCGUGGAAAGUGGAAAGAGCGGAAACCACCGAUCGGGGCGAUCUGGAAAACCAAAUGGACGUUGCUGAGAAACGAAGAACCACCCUGCUAAAAGAUUUCUUUCCAACCGAAGCGUGAGCCGCCACCAGGGAUAGGAACGAGAUAGAUUUUAAAGCAACGCCUAGAGGUAAAUGAACGAAAACUGAGAUAUUAAAAUUAUUCCUCCAUAACGCCCACCUUGUUGUCCCUGUCGUAUUAGUAGGGUUAUAUGUGCGUCCUUAAGACGCGUGAGAAAUAUUUUUGUAGAAUAGAAAUGUGACACUUUUUUUCCUUCCGUUUCGAUGUGUGCGUAGUCCCUUAAUGAAAUUUUCCCCUAUUGAUUUUGAAACUAUUUUUUAAGUGUUCUAAAUUUUAUAUAUUUGAGGCGGGGGCAAACCGUUUCUCGAUUUGGAUUUCGGUUUAGCUCUGUAAAUGUAAAAAAAAGUAAAAUCACAUUUUUAAUCAUUGAAAUUUGUUCUCAAAUUUGAUAUUCCUAUGAUUGCACCAAAUGAUCUUGAGGCAUAAGAUAAACUGUAUGAUAAAGCAAGAUAAUGAUAACGAAUUUUCAAUCCGAAGCUGCAUAAUUAGACGCAGUUAGUUGCCGCCACACCCUAGGCUUCUGACGUGUACUAGAUUAAAUAAAAAGCAAAAUUCGACGUUCGACUUCUAUCUCGAAACAACGUGUCGAUAAAUUGUAAGGCAGUAUGAACUAUUUAUUCAUUUAUACUACGAACUAUGAUUGUAUAUGGUAGCAAAGUAAAGAGUACUUUAAUCAGAAUUACAGAGCAUAAAAAUAAAACUUCGAACAUCAAUGCUAGCCGCAUAA